Molecule: messenger RNA, 1997 nt
Organism: Perognathus longimembris pacificus (Pacific pocket mouse)
Lineage: Eukaryota; Metazoa; Chordata; Mammalia; Rodentia; Heteromyidae
Gene: Ugdh
Product: UDP-glucose 6-dehydrogenase
Exons: 12
Coding region: 174-1658 (494 amino acids)
Biological process (GO): glycosaminoglycan biosynthetic process
Cellular component (GO): cytosol; nucleus
Molecular function (GO): NAD binding; UDP-glucose 6-dehydrogenase activity
Source: RefSeq, a predicted model, not a curated record
GCGCGGGCUGGGGGCUCGUGGUGCGGCCUUGGGCAGCCUGAGCGAGGUACGUGCUUCCCGUUCCCCUCCUGCGGAGCCCGGUGGUUGUGGGUGCAGAAACUGCUGCAGCGGAGUCAGGAGGGAAACGCUGUCUGGGAUCGAGGUUGCCCCCGCGUCGGGACUGAAGAGCGGUCAUGUUUGAAAUUAAGAAGAUCUGUUGCAUUGGUGCGGGCUAUGUUGGAGGACCCACAUGCAGUGUCAUUGCGCACAUGUGCCCUGAAAUCAGGGUCACAGUUGUUGAUGUUAAUGAAUCAAGAAUCAAUGCAUGGAAUUCUCCAACCCUCCCUAUUUAUGAGCCAGGAUUAAAAGAAGUAGUAGAAUCCUGUCGAGGAAAAAAUCUAUUCUUUUCUACGAAUAUUGAUGAAGCCAUCAAAGAAGCUGAUCUCGUAUUUAUUUCUGUGAAUACGCCAACGAAAACCUAUGGUAUGGGAAAAGGCCGGGCAGCAGACCUGAAGUACAUUGAGGCCUGUGCUAGACGCAUUGUGAAGAACUCCAAUGGAUACAAGAUCGUGACUGAGAAAAGCACAGUUCCAGUGCGGGCUGCAGAAAGUAUUCGCCGCAUAUUUGAUGCCAAUACAAAACCUGAUUUGAAUUUACAGGUGCUGUCCAACCCUGAGUUCUUGGCAGAGGGAACAGCCAUCAAGGACCUUAAGAACCCAGACCGAGUACUGAUCGGAGGGGAUGAAACCCCAGAGGGCCGGAAAGCAGUGCAGGCGCUAUGUGCUGUAUAUGAGCAUUGGGUUCCCAAAGAGAAAAUCCUCACCACCAAUACUUGGUCGUCGGAGCUUUCCAAACUGGCAGCAAACGCGUUUCUCGCUCAGAGAAUCAGCAGCAUCAACUCCAUCAGUGCUCUGUGCGAAGCAACGGGAGCCGACGUGGAGGAGGUGGCCACGGCCAUCGGCAUGGACCAGAGGAUCGGAAAUAAGUUUCUGAAAGCCAGUGUGGGAUUUGGUGGGAGCUGCUUCCAAAAAGAUGUUCUAAAUUUGGUUUAUCUCUGCGAGGCUCUGAAUUUGCCUGAAGUAGCUCGCUAUUGGCAACAGGUCAUAGACAUGAACGAUUACCAGAGGAGAAGGUUUGCUUCCCGGAUCAUAGACUGUCUGUUUAAUACAGUGACUGAUAAGAAGAUAGCUAUUUUGGGAUUUGCAUUCAAAAAGGACACUGGUGAUACGAGAGAGUCCUCCAGCAUCUACAUCAGCAAGUACUUGAUGGAUGAGGGCGCCCACCUCCAUAUCUAUGACCCAAAAGUGCCUCGCGAGCAAAUCGUCGUGGAUCUUUCCCAUCCUGGUGUUUCCCAGGAUGACCAAGUGGCCCAACUUGUGACAAUUUCUAAGGAUCCAUAUGAAGCGUGUGAUGGCGCCCAUGCUGUUGUCAUUUGCACUGAGUGGGACAUGUUUAAGGAACUGGAUUAUGAACGGAUUCAUAAAAGGAUGCUGAAGCCAGCCUUCAUCUUUGAUGGACGGCGUGUGCUGGAUGGGCUGCACAGUGAACUGCAAACCAUUGGCUUCCAGAUUGAAACGAUUGGCAAAAAGGUGUCUUCAAAAAGAAUUCCAUAUACUCCUUCUGGUGAAAUUCCAAAGUUUAGUCUUCAAGACCCGCCUAACAAGAAACCUAAAGUAUAAGGCAUUGCUGUUUUUUAUCUGUGAUUAUUUUGGUACUUCAUUGUUUAAUGAAACAAUAUUUUUUUAAUCAUCAAAUUUAUACUAGUUACAUGGGUAUUAGCAUAUCUGGUAAUUAUGAAUCAAUAUUUUUACAUAUUUUUAUAUUAUUAUUAGCUCAGUAAUUUGAUGAGUAGAAACUAAUGUUGGUUUUAGUGGUAUCAAGUUUUUGUAAAAACAAAAUUAAACCUCAAAUUUUUUUUGUGUGUGAUCCUGGGACUUUAACUCAGGGGCUAGACACUGUGUCUGAGCUUUUGUACUCAGGCCUAGUGCUCUACCACUUGAGCCACAGUUCUACUUCUG